Podarcis lilfordi (Lilford's wall lizard) is the source of this 327-nucleotide messenger RNA. The record is from the annotation of a GenBank genome assembly. NCBI's taxonomy places the organism in Eukaryota, Metazoa, Chordata, Lepidosauria, Squamata, Lacertidae.
AUGGAUAAAUGGGUCUUCUCCAUUUCUGUAGGGUGGGAUGUGAACAUUGAAACCUGCUCAUCACUUCACUGCCCUGUGUAUCAGCAAGAAUUGCAGCCUGCUGAAUUGAGGAAAUGGAAAAAAGCUGGGGGGAUCCUUGGUGGGCCCAGCCCGGGCCCAGUACACACCUUCAACCGCUGGAAGAAGAACUACGCCAAGCGCAUGGAGCGGCUGAGCUUGAAAGGACCUGGCCUGGCUGACCUUGAAAGAUCCAGAAUAUAUCUGGGUACACAAGAAGGCCAAGUUCAGUACUCCAGCAACUUUGGAACAGAACUAUGUUGUUUGUGA